CUUCUCGCCUGACGGCAGCAGUUCCCUUCCUUGCGCGCCGCCUCGCUCCGCCCCCUGGCCAGGCGACUCCGGUAGCCGCACGCUGUGUUUGUCUGUGGGCAAUUGAGCCGGCGUUGCUUGCUUGCUUGCUCGAUCUGUCUCCUCUUGUCGACAGUGUUAAGGAGGAGCGGGUGGGACGAUUGCUUACCGACGGGCAACCCUGAUUUGUGCAGUUCCUCCGGUGAUAGAUCAAUCGGGUGUCUUUGACUUUGGAGGGAACUUUUCGUUCAUAUUACCCGACAUUCAACACACAGGAAAAUCUGAUAGUUUAUUCAUUCAGUGAUGACUUGUUUCUCUUGCAUAUUCAGAAAGAGAAAAACUUCACGCCGGCAACACGAUCAACCCAGUGAAGACAUUCCAGGAACUGAAGUUGCUAAAAUCUACACUUACAAGGAAUUGAAAAAUGCAACCGAUGAUUUUAGUCCUGCUAACAAAGUUGGAGAGGGAGGUUUUGGUUCUGUGUACAAGGGAAGGCUUAGAGAUGGAAAAUUUGUUGCUAUAAAGGUGCUCUCCUCUGAGUCAAAACAAGGAGCACGGGAAUUUCUGACUGAAAUCACCGUGAUCUCUGGUAUCAUCCAUGAGAAUCUUGUCAAGCUGUAUGGUUGUUGCGUAGAAGGAACUCACAGAAUACUUGUUUACAACUAUUGCGAGAAUAAUAGCCUUGCACAAACACUCCUUGGUUCCAGCCAUAGUAGCAUUCAGCUCGACUGGAGAACGCGAGCCAAAAUAUGCGUUGGUGUUGCUCGUGGACUUGCAUUCCUUCAUGAAGAAGUCCGACCGCAUGUAGUUCAUAGGGAUAUUAAAGCAAGCAAUAUUCUUCUUGAUAAGGACCUCACACCCAAAAUUUCUGACUUUGGUUUAGCGAAGCUUCUGCCAGCUAAUAUGACUCAUGUCAGUACCAGAGUUGCUGGAACAAUAGGGUACUUAGCACCUGAGUAUGCGGUUCGAGGACAAGUGACAAGGAAGUCAGAUGUUUACAGCUAUGGUGUUCUUCUACUAGAAAUAGUUAGUGGCAGAUGUAACACCAACACAAGGCUACCUUAUGAAGAUCAAUUUCUUCUGGAGAGGUCCCCAGGCAUCACGAGUGGACUUCUCAUCUUGCAGACGUGGGGUCUUUACGAAUGUGGCAAGCUGGCGAAUAUCAUAGACAAUUCUUUGACAGAUGACUUGGAUGUUGAAGAGGCAUGUAAGUUCUUGAAGAUUGGACUCUUGUGCACACAGGACACCAUGAAGCUUAGGCCCUCAAUGUCCAAUGUCGUCAAGAUGUUGACCGGCAAAAAGGAUGUGGACUCAGAGAUCACUAAGCCUGGUAUAAUUGAUGACUUCAUGGAACUUAAGAUUAGAAGCAAGAAUAAGGAUGAUCCAAUGAGUAGCUCAGGCAUAUCUCCUGCUCUAGAGAAAUCACCCUCGUCAUCAGAGAACACUACGUAUGCAUCCAUGACCUUCACAUCAAUAUCUGAGCGGGACUGAAAACCAGUGAAUGUAAAAAGGAAAAAGAAAAUUUUCAAGGUACAUAGUCAUGUAGAGUCGAUGUAAUUCCCUUAAUUUUUUUUCAAGGAAAAUCUGUUUGAUUCUUGAUUUUGCAUCUUGUAGAUUCUAGAUUCUGUAGAUAUCCAUAUGGCUUAUGAUCAAAACAGAACUUGAGUCAUUUCGAAGUUUAAAAGAAUAAAGUUAGAAUUGUUUGAUUGAUCCA
Molecule: messenger RNA, 1732 nt
Organism: Musa acuminata AAA Group (dessert banana)
Lineage: Eukaryota; Viridiplantae; Streptophyta; Magnoliopsida; Zingiberales; Musaceae
Product: cold-responsive protein kinase 1-like
Exons: 7
Coding region: 322-1509 (395 amino acids)
Biological process (GO): protein phosphorylation
Molecular function (GO): protein serine/threonine kinase activity; ATP binding
Source: RefSeq, a predicted model, not a curated record